Messenger RNA from Adineta ricciae, 585 nucleotides. The record is from the annotation of a GenBank genome assembly. Lineage: Eukaryota; Metazoa; Rotifera; Eurotatoria; Adinetida; Adinetidae.
AUGUUUGGUUUUGGAUUUUAUCCAUCAAUUUAUUAUUUAAUAAUAUUUGUCUUUAUUCCAUGUCCAUUGUCAGUUAAUAUACAAAAAACGCGUUGUGGAUUAACAAACUGUGGAUAUGGAAAUGGUUUAACAACUCUAUGGGAUGGAAUAUUUAACAAUAUGAUACCUGUUUUUAGUAUAAUAAUAUUUAGUUUUUUAUUAAUAAUUCGUGUUUGGUAUCAAAAAUAUCGAAUGAGACAAAGAUUUCAAUGGAAAAAAUAUCGAAAAAUGACAAUACAAUUAUUAUCAAUUUCAUUGAUUUAUUUAAUAUUUUUAUUUCCACCAACAAUUUUACUUUGCUUAUAUUCCUCUGGUUUAUCAUAUUAUGUCGGUGCUGAUUUUUACUCAGCAAGCUUAUAUUUAUCUUAUGUAAUAACACUUCUGCUUCCAAUUGUUUCAACAUUUUCAUUACCUGAAGUACGAACGAAAUUUUUCAAGCUAACUCAACUCUCACAACCAUUCAAACGUAGUAUUGUUCCACAAACGAUAACAGUUCAACCUGUACCAUUUAGCCGAACUAUUCCAAAUCGUACCACAAGAACAUGA